AUGGAAUCUCAAGCAGUUUUUGAUGUCACAAAAUAUGGUGGAAGUUCCGACGACAUCACCCAGAAAAAAAAGGGUUUGAUGAGUGCAUGGGAAGAAGCGUGUGCAUCAACAACUUCGAGCCAAGUUCUGAUACCGAAGGGGACUUUCACGCUGAAGGAAGUGGAAAUUAAGGGACCUUGCAAGGCUCCGGUGCAAAUUAACCUUCAAGGGACGGUGAAGGCCCCCAUUGAUUCCAAACUUUUCAAGACAGAUGCGUGGAUUUCAAUCAACUACGUCAAUCAACUCACCGUCUCCGGCGGCGGAACUCUCGACGGACAAGGCCACGUCGCCUGGUCCCAAAAUGACUGUCACAAGAACUCACAGUGCAAAUUUCCUGCCAGCGUGAGAUUCAAUUUCGUCACCAACUCAACCGUCACGGAUGUAACCUCCCUGGACAGCAAGAACUUCCAUGUUACGAUCCUGGGCUGCAAUAAUUUCACCUUCCAACACUUCACCAUCAAAGCGCCGGAUUCCAGCAUCAACACUGAUGGCAUCCACAUCGGCCGGUCCACCAAUAUCUUCAUCCUCGACACCACCAUCCAGACCGGCGACGACUGCAUUUCCCUAGGUGACGGCAGUCAGCAGGUCACAGUUGAGCGGGUCACCUGCGGGCCUGGCCAUGGCAUCAGCGUUGGCAGCCUUGGCAAGUAUGACGAGGAGGAGCCCGUGAUCGGAUUCACCGUCAAGAAUUGCACCAUCACUGGUACAGAUAACGGUGUUCGGAUCAAGACCUGGCCGGCAGCUAAGCCCGGCGUCGCCUCCGACAUGCACUUCGAGGAUAUUAUUAUGGAAAACGUUUCGAAUCCGAUUCUCAUUGAUCAGGAGUACUGCCCCUUCAGUCUGUGCGCCUCCAUGCUAUCCGUGAAAACAAUAUGCCAAGCAUUUACUCUUUUUAAGCAACACACCGAUAAGAUUGAGCUGGCGUUUUCUCAUCUCUGCUUGCAGGCUCCUUCCAAGGUUCAGAUCGGCAAUGUGAGCUUCAACAACAUCGUAGGAACCUCUGCAACUCAGGUUGCUGUGAAGCUUACAUGUAGCGCUGCCUUCCCCUGCAAGGAUGUGCACGUUGGUAACGUUGAUCUCACUUACAAAGGCCCGAAGGUCCCGCCAUCAGCCAGUGCUCCAAUGUCCAGCCAAAAUUUUCCGGCAAGCAGAAUCCACCAGUGUGUUCUAAAGCUUCUUAGUUCAAUCAAAUAG
Thlaspi arvense is the source of this 1233-nucleotide messenger RNA. The record is from the annotation of a GenBank genome assembly. Lineage: Eukaryota; Viridiplantae; Streptophyta; Magnoliopsida; Brassicales; Brassicaceae.